Molecule: messenger RNA, 516 nt
Organism: Chaetomium globosum CBS 148.51
Lineage: Eukaryota; Fungi; Ascomycota; Sordariomycetes; Sordariales; Chaetomiaceae
Exons: 2
Coding region: 1-516 (171 amino acids)
Biological process (GO): carbohydrate metabolic process
Cellular component (GO): membrane
Molecular function (GO): hydrolase activity, acting on carbon-nitrogen (but not peptide) bonds
Source: RefSeq, a predicted model, not a curated record
AUGGCCACCACCGUCCUCCUCCCCCUCCUCCUCCUCCUCGUCCUCAUCCUCCCCCUCUACAUCAUCUACAAACCCCCCUCCCUCCUAAUCCGGCACCUCUCCCACCGCUGGACCGACGUACUCUUCCGCCUCUGGCUCCCGCCCACCAAACCUCUAGUCGCCCUAACCAUCGACGACGCCCCCUCCGACCACACGCGCGACAUCCUGGCCGCGCUGGCCGCCGCCGACGCCCGCGCCACCUUCUUCGUCAUCGGCUCGCAGGUCGCCGGCCGCGAGCCAAUUCUCAGGGAGAUCCUCCGCGCCGGCCACGAGCUCGCCAACCAUGGCAUGCGCGACGAGCCCGCCGCGCGGCUGGGGACGGCGGAGUUGGAGGACCAGCUUGGGAGGGUGCAGGCGAUGAUUGAGGACGCGAGGUCGUGGACGGAGCCGAUGCUGAGGACGGUGCUGCCGGAGAUGAAGAGGCGUGGGUUUCAGGCUGUGACGCUGACCGAGUUGUUGAAGGAGGUUACGGGGUGA